Molecule: messenger RNA, 1821 nt
Organism: Triticum dicoccoides
Lineage: Eukaryota; Viridiplantae; Streptophyta; Magnoliopsida; Poales; Poaceae
Product: inner membrane protein PPF-1, chloroplastic-like
Exons: 12
Coding region: 16-1365 (449 amino acids)
Biological process (GO): protein localization to chloroplast; protein insertion into membrane; thylakoid membrane organization
Cellular component (GO): chloroplast thylakoid membrane
Molecular function (GO): membrane insertase activity
Source: RefSeq, a predicted model, not a curated record
CCCCACCCGCCCGCGAUGGCCAAGGCGCUGCUCUCCUCCUCGCUGCUCCCCUCGCUCCCGCGCGCCGUCGCGGGCGCCGGCGCCGCGAGGCUGCCGCUGCUCCCCUCGCUGCGCCGCCGCGCCGCGGGGUGCCGGGUCAGGGCGAGCCUCCACGGGCUCGACUCCGUGGGGGGCCUCCACGCGGCGCUCGAGCGCGCCGAGGCCGCGCUCUACACGCUCGCCGACGCCGCGGUCGUCGCGGCCGACUCGGCGGCCGGGGCGGCCGGAGGAGGAGCGGACGCGGACGUGGCCGUGCAGAAGAGCGGCGGAUGGUUCGGGUUCAUCUCCGACGCCAUGGAGGUCGUGCUCAAGAUUCUGAAGGAUGGUCUAUCAGCAGUUCAUGUGCCGUACGCUUACGGAUUUGCCAUCAUUCUGCUCACCAUCGUCGUGAAGGCUGCAACAUUGCCGUUAACGAAGCAGCAGGUCGAAUCAACCAUGGCGAUGCAGAAUUUGCAGCCACAGCUCAAGGCAAUUCAGGCGAGAUACGCAGGCAAUCAGGAAAGAAUACAGCUUGAGACUGCUCGUUUGUACAAGCAAGCUGGAGUCAAUCCUCUAGCAGGAUGUUUGCCAACUUUGGCAACAAUUCCAGUCUGGAUUGGACUUUACCAAGCCCUUUCAAAUGUAGCAAAUGAGGGUUUGUUGACGGAAGGAUUUUUCUGGAUUCCAUCUUUGGGAGGCCCUACAACAAUUGCUGCUCGUCAAAGUGGUGCUGGCAUUUCAUGGCUCUUUCCUUUUGUGGAUGGUCAUCCACCAAUAGGCUGGCAUGAUACGAUAUGUUAUCUUGUGUUGCCCGUGCUACUCGUUGCUUCUCAGUUUGUCUCCAUGGAGAUCAUGAAACCGCCCCAGAGUACUGAUCCAUCGCAGAAGAAUACACAACUUAUUUUGAAAUUUCUUCCAUUUAUGAUUGGUUACUUCUCUUUGUCGGUGCCAUCAGGAUUGUCCAUUUAUUGGUUUACAAACAAUGUCCUCAGUACAGCCCAGCAGAUAUGGCUGCGGAAACUGGGAGGAGCAAAGCCUGCUGUGAAUGAGGGAGCAAGUGGAAUUAUAACUGCGGGACGAGCAAAACGUUCAGGUGCUCAAUCAGGCCAGGGUGGAGAAAGGUUUAAGCAGCUAAAAGAAGAGGAGAACAGGAGAAAAGCUGUGAAAGCACUUGGUGCAGGAGAUUCAAAUGGUUCAACUACAUCAGAGGAUGAAGACUCGGACGAUGAUACUACAGAGGAGGGAGGAUCCGUAGAGGAAACAUUCACUACCGGCAACGACAAGAAACUCCCUACUUACUCUGGAAAGAAGGGCAAGAGGUCAAAGAGGAAGCGCAUUGUGCAGUAACGUGACAGCCUAAUUGGACUUCAUUUUUGUCAACACUGGUUGAUUCAAUUGACCAGUGAGCCGCCGUAGAUGGUCUCGGAUACAGUUUUGAUGGCACAGGAGGCCAGAUCUUCAGAUGGGGAUAGACAAAAGUUUUACUAUCAGGCAGGCAUUUGCUGGAAAGCUGUAAGAUGAAAAUAGUUGGGUUCAGUCAGCGCAGUACGUUAUGGUAGGAUCGCGAGGUUAAUGGGUCAGGCAAGCCUGUUCCAGCCGAGAGGAUAUGUAGAGCAGAGGUACAUAAACUUUCCUGUGCUGUUCUGUAUGGUGGGCUCGGAAAUCGGGCAGGAAUUGCAUACUUUGUACACUGUGUAUUUUUUUUCUACCCCUCCUCUUGUAAUAACCUAAUAACAUUGUUGUUCUUGGGAGUACAUGUGUAUGCAAAUCGUACAAAUUAGUGUGAUGGUCAUUACUUGUUCU